This is a messenger RNA of Spea bombifrons (plains spadefoot toad), 1287 nucleotides long. RefSeq names its product retinol dehydrogenase 7-like. The coding region runs from base 1 to 954 and encodes 317 amino acids. Gene Ontology annotation, molecular function: oxidoreductase activity. The record is from RefSeq and is a predicted model, not a curated record. Lineage: Eukaryota; Metazoa; Chordata; Amphibia; Anura; Pelobatidae. The transcript is spliced from 4 exons.
AUGUGGAUCCCUCUGCUGGUGGUGCUGUUGGCUCUGCUCUUCCUGUACAGAUGGCACAGACAGAGCCAAAUACUCAAUAAUCUCGCAGAUAAAUACGUGCUGAUCACUGGAUGCGACUCUGGGUUUGGGAACCUGCUGGCAAAGCAGCUGGACAAGCGAGGACUACUAGUACUGGCAGCUUGUCUGACAAAGAAGGGGACUGAGAAUCUGAGGAAGGAGACAUCCAGCAGACUUCAGACAGUAAUCCUGGAUGUAACUGAUAGCCAGAGUGUGAGCUCUGCUACCAAGUGGGUGAAAGACUGUGUUGGAAGUGCAGGGCUGUGGGGUUUAGUAAAUAAUGCUGGUUUUGGAUUUUCUAUUGCUCCUAACGAAUGGCAAAGAAAAGAAGAUUUUCUUAAGGUCCUUCAGGUGAAUUUGUUGGGAACGAUUGAUGUGACUUUAAACCUACUCCCUCUCAUCAGAAGAUCCCAUGGACGAAUAGUCAACAUGUCAAGUGCUUUGGGAAGGCUGUCUAUGGUUGGUGGAGGAUACUGCAUCUCAAAGUACGGAGUGGAAUCUUUCUCCGAUAGUUUAAGAAGGGAGCUGAGGGCAUUUGGUGUAAAGGUCUCUGUCAUUGAACCUGGCUGUUUCAGAACUUUAAUGGCUGACGAUGAAGGUCACAUUAAGAACAUAGAACGUCUGUGGGAAAAUGUUCCAGCUGAAACCAAGGAGUGUUACGGCGAGCAGUACUACCAACAAUAUAUCCAUUCCCUAAAAUGCCUGUUUGCAACAGCUAGUCCCAGAUUACACAAAGUCACAGACUGCAUGGAACAUGCCCUGACUGCUGUUCACCCAUGGACACGAUACUCUGCUGGCUGGGACUGCAAACUCUACUACCUCCCUCUUUCUUACCUUCCUACUGUCCUAUCUGAUUAUAUGCUACAUCGCUCUGCACCUAAACCUGCAAAGGUAUAGCCCUUUGUCAGUGUUAUAUGCAAUGCACUGGAAUAUUAAAUACACAAUGCAAUUUGACCUGAAUAACACCGGCUUACAACUUCUCAUGCGUACCCAUGGUUCUUUGUGGACUUGUAAAGCCAAACCCCAAAGUGGUUUGUGUUCAUGAUCUCUUCAUAAGGAUAGCAAUACCAAACCAUGUAGAAGUCCAUUUUAUAAAAAGUGACUAAAUCUCAGAACCUCUUUUGCUGUUGUGUAGAUGUGUUAAGAACGGGAGCUUUUAGUAGGUAUCAAGAAAAGUGUUUGGUGUGUUCUGUCAUAGGAAAUAAAUAAAUAAAAUAUUUCAGAUUCAAA